Messenger RNA from Paracoccidioides lutzii Pb01, 306 nucleotides. RefSeq lists its product as hypothetical. Bases 1 to 306 code for a protein of 101 amino acids. The record is from RefSeq and is a predicted model, not a curated record. The transcript is spliced from 2 exons.
AUGCGCCGCCCGGAGUUCCCGGACGCAGAUGAAGAACCUCUCCAGCAUUCGUUCCAUGCUCAAUCGCCCCGAACAAUUGCUCAACAGCUUCAAGACGGAAUGCAACCCCAACCCCAACCACCCUCCCCAGGCCCAACAGUUCCCUCAAGCACCCCUUCGGAAUCUGCCGUAUCGGGCAGCGACAGACCCUUACUAUGUUCUCCCGCCCCGUCCCGGCCCCAACCCUACCCUGGACGGUCCCAACAAUAUCUAAGUUAUACGCGCGACCCUCUUGAAGCCCUGGAUCUCCAGGAGGAAUGUCGAUGA